AUGAUGCCACGCCACCUACGCGCAGCCGCGGAGGUGCGGCCCGAUGCGGAGGUGAACCCGAAAAAUGAGGUGGGGGAGAGGGAUGAAGAAAAGCUGAGGAAAGGGCCCGUCAUGUCUCGCGCGGCGCGUCGCCGCGCGAAGAAGCCGCCAGUGACGGUGACGUCGGAGAUGCGGGAGGCGGCGCGGGAGAGGCUCCGGGAGUUGCGCAGGCACCUUCGCCUGCUGAAGUCCAAUGGGGGGCGCCGGAAACUUGCCAAGGUGCGGGCGGAGAAGCGGGGGCGGGAGACCACCGCCGCGGAGGAGGCGUGCGGCCACCUCAGCGAGGACGCCAGACCGCUGAAGAAGCAGCGGCGCGAGUGA
Molecule: messenger RNA, 360 nt
Organism: Trypanosoma rangeli
Lineage: Eukaryota; Euglenozoa; Kinetoplastea; Trypanosomatida; Trypanosomatidae
Exons: 1
Coding region: 1-360 (119 amino acids)
Source: RefSeq, a predicted model, not a curated record